AUGGUUAAGGUGUCAACGUGUGACGGACAAACAGGCACGACGCAUAAGAGCCGAGAGUGUGAAAAAUCCAUAAAUAGAAUGAAAUGGCGUUGUCGGGUAUGCGUCCGCUACGGCAAGCCGAGCCAAGACGAGCUUUGCUUCGAUUCGCCUGCCGACGCAACCAUUAUUGCCGAAGCCAUCGACAAGAGCACGAAAUGGCAAACUCGGCGAAAAUGCCAUUUUGCAAUUGACCGACGAGGUUUGAAUGAGCUCGCUCUUGCCCUACCGCAUACUGUACACUGCACCUUGUUUCAUCCUCUACCAUCGAUCGGCACAACCGACGACUCGACGACAACAUUGCGGAGCUUUGCGAAAUUUCGUCGUUCGAUGCGGACGUUUGAGAGGACGCUCUAG
Pseudozyma hubeiensis SY62 is the source of this 393-nucleotide messenger RNA. RefSeq lists its product as hypothetical. Bases 1 to 393 code for a protein of 130 amino acids. The record is from RefSeq and is a predicted model, not a curated record. The transcript has 2 exons. Lineage: Eukaryota; Fungi; Basidiomycota; Ustilaginomycetes; Ustilaginales; Ustilaginaceae.